CAUAUCAUCAGUGCAUACAAACGUACUCGAAGGUAUUUCGGUCCUGAGUUUUCCGACCGUGACUAUGUUUCAGUUGGCUGGGAGUUUGUAAACUGUAAGAAGUUUCUGGAAGUUCGGAGUCCAGUUCACAACGGAUAGACAUGGGAUGCAGUGCAGCGAAGAAUUUUGCAGAAAUGGAAAAUCUUGACGGUAACCGAGAUUUAGAAAAUGGGAAUGCAAAUAGAACGGUGCCAAUCUCUCCAGGACACCCUCCUCAAAAUAAUAUACAUCAGUUGGAGCCAGAUGAUAUUCCAGCAGAGUUAUUAGAGAAUGCUACAGUCAACAAUGUUCUAAAAGGAGCUAAUGGUCUCUCUUUCGAAAUUGCUUUUGAAGAGGGUGAAUCAGAAGAAAGUAUAGUGAAGAAGCAUCCACCGAGGAGAAUAUUAGAACGAUUAGAAGAACCUCCAUCAAGUCCCGUAACGCUAGAUAAAUUACAAGAAAAAUUAGACGAAGCAGAAAUCCGGAGACAACAAAUUCUUGCUCAGAGAGUACACUCGGCAAAAAAAAUCAGUGAAAGGGCGAAGAAGCAGGAUUUAACCAACUCUUUUGCAGACGAUGAAGAUGACGAGUUUCUGAAAGUUCCUCCUCAGUCUUAGUAAUUGAAGUGUUAUUAGUUUUAGAUUCUCACGAUUUCGAUAGGAGCUGAUUCCAAAAAAGUAAUACAACCCCAUGCAUGAAUUUCUUCGAAUACAUCUAAUAUGAUUU
Phaedon cochleariae (mustard beetle) is the source of this 744-nucleotide messenger RNA. The record is from the annotation of a GenBank genome assembly. Lineage: Eukaryota; Metazoa; Arthropoda; Insecta; Coleoptera; Chrysomelidae.